AAAAAUGGAUAUUAUUUCUUUACUUUCCUGUCAAAGGAACGACUCGAGUACCACUAAUGAUAAACUGGCUUUUGUGAAGCCGACUGAACUUUCAACCUUUGAAGAACCUUCGAUAGCUGAGCUUGCCAGAUCUUAUUGCUUGUGUGACUAUGACAUGCCAUGUUAUGGACACAGAGAGACACCAACCUCAUUUGCUCCUUCGAGCUUUGAGUUUAAGUCUUGAUUCAAUACCAGUCUUCAAGGGUAUCCAGAAUUGCAAAAUCAAAGUAGAUAUAGCAACUCUACAGGAGUGUCAUCAAGAGGAGAUAGGACAAUUUAUCUCCAGUCAAAAUUAGCCAGACUGCAUCAAUACUUAGAGAACAUUGACGAUCCCUUCAAAAUUCUUGUGUUCAGAAAACCCAAAGUAAACUGUAGAACUUCAAGAAUUAGUACAAGAAGGUCUCGCUACACCGGAGUCUUCAAGAAUGGUUUGAAGUGGCAAGCCCUUAUCAAUAUCGGCAACAAGAAGACCUACAUUCAGACCUAUUCAACCCAAGAAGAGGCAGCCAGAGCCUUUGACUUGAUAUCCUUACUCAUGAACAGAAAGAAGGCAGUGACGAACUACAGUUACUCGAAGGAAGACAUUUUUUCAUUGUUCUCAGAGUAUUCAGACAUAGUUAAUAAAUUUUGCUCAUAA
This is a messenger RNA of Moneuplotes crassus, 676 nucleotides long. The record is from the annotation of a GenBank genome assembly. NCBI's taxonomy places the organism in Eukaryota, Ciliophora, Spirotrichea, Euplotida, Euplotidae.